Molecule: messenger RNA, 3562 nt
Organism: Carassius auratus (goldfish)
Lineage: Eukaryota; Metazoa; Chordata; Actinopteri; Cypriniformes; Cyprinidae
Gene: fzd1
Product: frizzled class receptor 1
Exons: 1
Coding region: 270-1886 (538 amino acids)
Biological process (GO): canonical Wnt signaling pathway; non-canonical Wnt signaling pathway
Cellular component (GO): plasma membrane
Molecular function (GO): Wnt-protein binding; Wnt receptor activity
Source: RefSeq, a predicted model, not a curated record
UAUGAACAGCAGACAGCAGGGCGCCUGGAAACAGGUUUGAACAGCUCAUAGAAACUCUUGACAAGACACAGCGCGACUCUUCAAUCGCCUCUCAGACGCUCGUGUGGUUUUCUUCACGCGUUUCGCGAUCCGGGUCCUGCGCGCCGCUGCACUUUCCCAAAAGUUUCCGUGCACUGAUUUGAAAGGAUAAAUCGACGAAGGGAGUUGGAGGGGAAGAAUAGCGCUGGCUGGCGAGCUGGCUGUGAGGAGACAGACCGCAGGAGGAAAUUAUGGCCGCGCGCGGUGCGUCUGCGCUCUUCCUGCUCGCCUUCGGAAUACUGGAAGCGAGCGCGCAGUACGGCAUGUCGAUACCCGAGCACGGCUUCUGCCAGCCCAUCACCAUCCCUCUGUGCACGGACAUCGCGUACAACGAGACCAUAAUGCCCAACCUCCUCGGCCACACGAACCAGGAGGACGCGGGGCUGGAGGUGCACCAGUUCUACCCGCUCGUUAAAGUGCAGUGCUCGCCGGAUCUCAAGUUCUUCCUGUGCUCCAUGUACGCGCCGGUGUGCACGGUGCUGGAGCAGGCGCUGCCCCCGUGCCGUUCGCUGUGCGAGCGCGCGCGCCAAGGCUGCGAGGCGCUCAUGAAUAAAUUCGGCUUCCAGUGGCCGGAGAGUCUCGCGUGCGAGUCGUUCCCGGUUCACGGCGGAGAGCUGUGCGUGGGGCAGAACACGUCUGAGCGGAGCGCACCGGUCAACCCGACUCCAGAUGUGACCCAAGCGACACCCGAGCAUACCAGGAAAGGCCGUUUUAGAUGCCCGGCUUCGCUGAGAGUCCCUCCGUAUCUAAACUACCGCUUUAUGGGCGAGGAAAACUGCGGCGCACCGUGCGAACCCAAAAAACUCAACGGGGUGAUGUACUUCAGCGAGGACGAGCAGAAGUUUGCGCGCAUUUGGAUCGGGAUCUGGUCGGUUUUGUGCUGCGCUUCUACUUUAUUCACCGUCCUGACUUAUUUAGUGGACAUGAAGCGCUUUAGUUACCCGGAAAGACCCAUUAUAUUCCUUUCCGGGUGUUAUACGAUGGUGUCCAUCGCACACAUCGCCGGAUUUCUGCUGGAGGACAAAGUGGUUUGCAAUGAGCAGUUCGAUAAUGAGUUUAGGACAGUGGUGCAAGGCACCAAAAAGGAAGGUUGCACGAUUCUGUUCAUGAUGUUGUACUUCUUCAGCAUGGCCAGCUCUAUCUGGUGGGUCAUUCUCGCGCUCACUUGGUUCCUCGCUGCUGGGAUGAAAUGGGGUCACGAGGCUAUUGAAGCGAAUUCGCCGUAUUUCCAUUUAGCAGCGUGGGCAGUGCCAGCCAUCAAGACCAUCACCAUCCUCGCCGUGGGUCAAGUGGAUGGAGAUCUGCUCAGUGGCGUCUGCUUCGUGGGCAUCAACAGCGUGGACGCGCUGCGCGGGUUCGUCCUGGCGCCGCUCUUCGUCUAUCUGUUCAUCGGUACUUCGUUCCUCCUGGCGGGCUUCGUGUCUCUGUUCCGCAUCAGGACCAUUAUGAAGCACGACGGCACCAAAACAGAGAAGCUGGAGAAGCUGAUGGUGCGCAUUGGCAUCUUCAGCGUCCUCUACACGGUUCCGGCCACCAUCGUGAUCGCGUGCUACUUCUACGAACAGGCCUUUCGGGAUCAGUGGGAACAGACGUGGAGCGCGCAAUCGUGCAAGACGUACGCGGUGCCGUGCCCCGUGCACAACCCGCAGAUGAACCCGGAUUUCACGGUGUUCAUGAUCAAGUACCUGAUGACCCUGAUCGUGGGCAUCACGUCUGGAUUCUGGAUAUGGUCUGGAAAGACGCUUAACUCGUGGAGGAAGUUCUACACGAGACUGGCGAACACCAAACAAGGAGAAACAACAGUGUGAUUGAACUGCUUUUUUAUUAUACACUUUUCCCGAUGGAGAAAUCAACAGUUUAAAGGACGCCCUUCGCGUUGUACAUAAACAAUGUGACUUUUUUUCGUCUUGGAGAUUAUUUAUGCCUUUUCUCUUGGAUUAUUCUGGGUGGGGAUCUGGUUUUUUAUGCCUCUAUGUAAAACUGUGUCUUUUUAUCGACAUCAGUAUUUCCACGGGCAAAUAUUCAAAAUUUGUUCAUGCAAAUAAUGCAGAAAUAACAAUAAUAAUGUGUGUGAAUUGUGCACCCAGCACUUAAGACUGCAUAUCACGGAUAGGAUUGAGCUUUAAAUUAAAGCUUUGGGAGUGAGAUCAGAUGAACUAUAGGACGAGACUAGGAGCUAGAAGAACAUAUGUGCUUAACCCAGCCUAAACCGGUUUGCUGGUCUCCUGGCCUGUCCUGGGCUUGGACAUCAACAAUCUCAGGCUGUUUUAAGAUGUCUUUUAAGAUGUAAAGUUAAGUGCCUUUUUCAGUUCUGAGCAGCAUUGGGGUCAGGCCUGCAGUUGUGUUUAACUCAAAGAAAUGUAUACAUGUUUUUCUUCAGUCUGUAAUGAACUUUGGUGAUGUUUCUGAAGGGUUUGUGUUCUCCCUGGGCUCUUUUGCACAGAAGUACCUCUAAACAUACAGCUAGAACAGGAUGGACGGUGUUUGCAAUGCACUUCUCAAAUAGUGUAAUGUCUGUGUUUUUAUCGCAACAAAUCCAUGAUUUGAAAAUGGGGAUGUAGAUUUAUGUGUAGAUGUAAACCGAUAUAUCGGCCGAUAUUUGGCCCUUUUGAGAUGAUCAGCAGCGAUAAUUACAUCUGCUUGUCCUGUGUAUCAUUUCCAAAAUCUACCAGCAGGCCUCAUGAUUAAUAAUGUGAUUGGAUUUUCAAAUAAUUUUAUUGAUUUUUAAAAGUGCUGUCAAACAAUUAAUUGUGAUUUAUCACAUCCUAAAAAAGUUUUUGCUUACAUAAUAUAUAUGUGUGCACUCUGUAUAAUAUGUAUGUAUGUAUGUGUGUAUAUAUAUAUAUAUAUAUACACACACACACAGUAUACAUUUUGAAAAUAUUUACAUGUAUAUAUUCAUACAAUUUAUAUUAUAUAUAAGUAUAGUUAAUAUAUAUACAAAACUUAUUUUCUUAAAUAUAUGCAUGCAUGUGUGUGUACUUAUAUAUACAUUAUAAAUAUACACCAUACACACACAUAUAUAAUGUAAACAAAAUCCUUUAUUUUGGAUGCGAUUAAUCGCAAGAAGUCAUUUGACAGUACUAAUUUUUAAGUAAUAUCGGUCUGUGCUAGGGUUAUCGGUAUCACCAUAAGUUAUUAAAAACCCCAAAUCACUCAAAUAGUUUAAUGCCUGUGUUGGUAUAUAAACUAAUCCAUGAACGUGAUGUGAAAAUUAAAAUGGAGACUUUCUGAUGCGUAUGUGUAGUGGUAAACCGAUAUAUCGGCCGAUAUUUUGCCCUUUUGAAAUGGUCAGCAGCGUUAAUCAUGUCAGCUUGUCCUGUGUAUCAUUUCCAAAAUCUACCAGCAGGUCUGUUAAUCUAUAAUGCAAUUUGUUUUCAGACAUUUUAACUGAUUUUUAAGGUUGUAUCGGUUGUGUAUCGGUCUGCAGUGUGGUUAUUGGUAUCAACAUCAGCUAAUAAACCCCCACAUCGCUCAAGCACUA